Ornithodoros turicata is the source of this 2060-nucleotide messenger RNA. RefSeq lists its product as uncharacterized. Lineage: Eukaryota; Metazoa; Arthropoda; Arachnida; Ixodida; Argasidae. Bases 63 to 2060 code for a protein of 665 amino acids. The record is from RefSeq and is a predicted model, not a curated record. The transcript has 3 exons.
CACAGGGUCUCAUCCCAUCCUCUCUCAUCAUCAAUCUCAAGCGUUCCUCAACUGAAGGGAAAAUGCCGCGCUGUCUCGUAUGUCAGUACGACCCCAUCGAUGCCAUGCUCGUGGCCGUAGAAAGAGAGCACGAAGCUAGAAUAGAGAAUCUCGGUAAUAGCCCAGUCGUCCUUUCAGAUGACGACGACAGAGACAGUAGUCCGCCUUUCGUAAUACCUGAAACGGACGACGACGACGACGACGACGAACCCCUAGAUGGACAUGACAAUGCAGACGAAUUGCUCAUGUGGGAAGGGGAUCAGUCGUAUGCAGAUUUCAUUCCUCUGUCUGGUAGGGUUCGAGAUGAAUCACCAGAUGCAAGCCCAGAAUUUCGAAACGAAGCUGAGCCUGUCCAGGGUCGUAGAAUCGUUGAAUUGAGAGAACACGUCGUAGAGAAUCAUCCCUCCGUCACGGAGAGACGAUUCCUUCCUUUCUUUGUCACAGAUGAGGCAUUUGACGGAACGGCUACUAGGUACACGCUUCUCUGUUCCCCGCACGACGACAACGUCGACGAUUUGCGACUCUAUCUACCGAGCAUAGCUCCAGUAAUCACGCGCGUCCUCGAAGCUUAUCCCAUGCCUUUCAAAUUUUGUCUGUGCUCGAAGGCGCUCAUGGUUAAGGACGGAGCCGACGGGUUGACUUCUCAUCUCCUUCACGUGAACCUUCACAUGAGAGUCGUUCAUAACCGCCAAGAAAUCGAAGGCGCGAUAAAUGCUGCCAUCGCAGAGUCCUCGCAACGCGUUGAAAACUAUGCGAGAGAAGGGUCUGGUUUCACCUCGAACGACGUCCAAUGUGUCGACUUAAAACUAACGCGCUUAAAACCGAAGCGGAUUGGAUGCACGAUCGAGCUUCCCGAAAUGUUGAAGAAAAAAACAAAGACUCUCACAAACGUCAAACUUCCACCGAAUCACGAAAACGAGUGUUUCAAGUAUAGCGUGCUGGCACUCUUGCAUCCGUUGAGAAACAAACCAAACGAUUAUGUCAGAUACCACAAAUACAUGAAUCCUUCGAAUCCGGAGACGCGCGUAACGUACUGGCCACCCUGCUUCCCAGUCACUUACGAAGACAUUGCCCUGUGGGAGAGAAAAAACAAAAUCUCCGUCUACAUCUACGUGUUCGACGAGCAGACGAGUUCGAUAUCUACCGGGCGGAUUCCCUGCACGCUCUAUCAGGAUAAAGUCCACCUGCUCGAGGUUAGGGAUCAUUUCUAUGGAAUCAGAAAAUUUAGCACUUUCAUGGGACGAGGAGACUAUUUUUAUUGUGAGAAAUGCACUAGCGGUUAUAGGACGAGAGGGGCGUUGGAGCAGCACGAACGUUUGUGUCGAGACGUAAACGAAGUAAUUCUCGAAAUGCCAAAAGCGGGGGAGAGCGUCUCCUUCACCAAGAUACAGUACAUGCAUCCCUACCCCUAUUUUGCGGUGUUGGACACGGAAAGCAUACUGGAAAAGGACGCGCUCGUUAAGGACGCCUCGAGUGUGCACAGGAUGAGCUCGUAUAGCAUUGUGCUAGUGAGAAGUUGUGAUGGGAAAAUAAUGGACGUAGAUGGCUAUUUGGGACCCAACGCGGCAGAAAAAUGCUUGCUCGCACUAAAGCGAUUUAGCGAACAAAUCGAUAGGCUGAACCGUCUUCCCUCACCGUUGGUCAUGAGUAUGGAAGACCACUUUCGGCACGCGAGCGCUACGCACUGCGAAUUUUGUGGAAUCGAAUUUAACCGACAUACGCGGAAGGUGUCGCAUCACGACCACACCCGUUUCGUAGACCCCGGUUCCUCGAAUUUUGUCGCGACGCUGUGUGAUACGUGUAACCUUACGUGUCGUAACACCAAAGAACUCGUCGUGUGCGUGCACAACCUGCAGUACGAUUUGAGCUCCCUUCUCCGCCACAUGCACGUUCUAAAUCUGGGCGAACCGUGGAUCUUAGCUUCGAGCUCGGAAAAAAUACGAGGGUUCAAUAUUGGAGAUCUCUAUUUCCGCGAUACCACGCAGUUUUUCAACCUCUCGUUGUCUAACCUGUGCAAUUGA